AUGAUGCUGCCUUAACCUGUGCUUGUCGGUAGCAACACCUAACAGCUCAACACUAUCAUGUUUGCUGUUGGGUAACUGGAUAAUAGCAAAAGGUGCUUUUCAUCAGCUAAGGAGCACUCGUGUCCCCCAAAGAGGGAACAUCAGAGACAUGGCAAGUGCACAGUCUGCCGUAACGUUUGCAGUGUGCAUCCUCAUGAUAACAGAGCUGAUACUUGCCAAGAAGGACUACUAUGAUAUACUGGGAGUGCCUAAAGAUGCUACUGAGCGACAGAUAAAAAAGGCUUUCCACAAGCUUGCAAUGAAAUAUCACCCAGAUAAGAACAAGAGCCCGGAUGCUGAAGUGAGAUUCAGGGAAAUUGCUGAAGCUUAUGAAACUUUAUCAGAUGAAGCCAAAAGAAGGGAAUAUGACCAGUUUGGGGGCUCCUCUGCAUACUUCACUGGGGAGACACAUGGCAGACAUAGACAGGGUGCUCACCAACCUUUCAGCUUCAACUUUGAUGACAUUUUCAAGGACUUUGACAUCUACAGCCAGAACAGGCAUGCUCGUCACCGAAGACACUUUGAUGAACACUCUCGGUCCCAAAAGGAGUCCCACAGCAGACACAAGAGACGCUUUCAUGGAGGUUUUGGAGCAGGUGUCUUUGAUGACAUGUUCGACGACAUAGAGAGAAUGUUCACCUUUGACGGACACACCAAACAGACUGAAAACAGAUUUCAUGGUGCAUCAAAACAACACUGUAGGACAGUGACACAGCGGAGAGGAAACAUGGUAACCACAUACACAGACUGUACUGCCUCCUAAGAUGCAAUGUAAAAUAAUCUCUGACUCAAAAUUGCCAUAAGGGGAUACAAUACUGUUGUAUUGAUUAGGUAACAGAAAGCCACUUAGUUCAAAUGUUGUGAAAUUUGAACAGUGACGUUGAGAUCUGACAUUCAGGCACAGAAUGACAGUGGUCACUCAGUUUACUUAGCUUAGGUCUAAAUUCAGAUAAGCUAUAUUUUGUUCAAGCUCUUUCCUGUGUGUGCUCAUGAACUUGUACAGAUUGUACGUAGUAGUUUUCCACUUACUGUUGAGGUAUUGAAAGGGAGUAUUUUGUCAGUAUUAUUAAGCACCUUCUUUGAUAGUGGAAGUAAAGUUUAGUUUGGAAAAAUAAAACAAUCAUACUGAGUUUGGCACAGGAAUACCCAUGUGUCAGUUCAGCACUACUUCACACCUUUUGUAUAGUUUUUGCUUUCUUUUGUAUAGGUCUUGCCAUUGUGGGUUUCAAAAACACAACGGAAGGUAGAAACAAUAGCAGCCAGGGGGGUUUUGCUUAUGGUUGUCAAAUGGAGAGCAAUGUCAACAAAAAUCUGUGACCCGUUUAAAUUUUGUUUUUACUACAUUGUGUUGAAAUAUUGAUUUACUCUGCAAUGCCAGUGAUAUUUUUUGAACAUCUUAAAUUUAACAUGUGUAGUUAAAGUCUACAUCAGUGCAAUUGUUAAGUAAUUGUAAAUAUCUGUAAAGUCCAGAACAAAAACAGGAAAGCGGUAUAAGUAAAUGGAGAAAUGUUUGCGACUCAGACUUUAGUAGAAGUAGCAAUAGCCUUCUUAAUGAAUACAAUUAAGUGAAAGGUCUAUAAUUUUCUAUUUUUCAUAGACUGAUAUUUUGUGUAACUCAUAGUGGCAGAGGACAUCUAGAUUAAGGCCAUUUUUCAUACAAAAAAGUCGGAGCCAUUUCUGAAUUCUGAAUCACACUUUUACCAAUGUUUUCUAGAUGCAGAGUCUUAAAUCUGAAUUUACAAUUACAAUACUUUGAACUGAACCACAAAAUCCUUAAAAAUAGGCAUUUGAAGACUUUUAGCUGGCCCUGUCAGGCAAAAUACAAAGAAUGUUUUACGUGUAAACUAACUUGCAGUGGACCAAUUGAACUGAUUACAGUGCAUACUUGAGGUUUCCUUAUCACAGAUUUAACAAGGUCUGUAUUUUUUUAAAAUGGAGAGAAUGUAAUUUUUAAAAUGAACACCAAGUCUAAGUAUACUGCAGUACUACAAUACUGAAGAAAUACUAUAUGUACAAGUACAGACAAGCAUCAUAAAUGUUCAUGUUCAGCACAUGCUGGUGAUGGCUACUCACCACAGUGUUGACUAGCUGAUGAAACCGCCAGUUUAUACAGUUUUCCUAACAUAUCUGGUACCUCAUACCUUUAAACUACAUACAGUGGUAUGCUCCUUUUACACUGUAAUGUGCAAUAUUUAUUUCCAAUAUUUGUUGUAAAUAGUCAGUGCAACCUUCAGUUUUGUAUAAUAAUAGUAAGAAUAAAAAAAAAAUAGAGACUGGACUGAUCUUCCUUCUUGUUCCUUAUUUCUGUGUUGUGUAAGAGUGUAAACAUUUU
This is a messenger RNA of Chelmon rostratus (copperband butterflyfish), 2371 nucleotides long. It is a transcript of the gene dnajb9a, whose product is annotated as DnaJ heat shock protein family (Hsp40) member B9a. The coding region runs from base 149 to 802 and encodes 217 amino acids. Gene Ontology annotation, molecular function: misfolded protein binding; protein-folding chaperone binding. Gene Ontology annotation, cellular component: endoplasmic reticulum. The record is from RefSeq and is a predicted model, not a curated record. Lineage: Eukaryota; Metazoa; Chordata; Actinopteri; Chaetodontiformes; Chaetodontidae. The transcript is spliced from 3 exons.